UUUGAGAUGCUUUUUCAAUCCACCAACUUCCAUAACUCUGCAGUACUGCUCCAACGUUCUUCCAAAUCCCCUUUUUUGAUUCCCCAUUUUCGACCACCCAAUCCCCAAUUUCUUCCCCCAUUCCUUCACAGAUCUCGAAACCUCACGCCAUGGAAGCUCUCAUCUCCCAGUUCACCUUCCUCUCCGAUCAAGCUCUGCAGGACAAGAAUUUCGACCCCUCCACCAUCGAAGGCCUCAUGAAGCUCUUCGAGAUCGAAGCUUACAAGUCCUGGGCCGCCGUGGAGCUCCAUCAGCAGGAGGAGACUCGAGACGCUGAGAUCUCGAUGCAGCAGGCUGAGGAUUAUCUCGAUUCCGUGAUGGACGACGCCAUGGAUGAGUUCAGGAGGUUCGAGGAGGAGUUCGAUCGGAUGGCCGAGGCCGAGCUCGCCGACCUGGUUGCCAAGUCGGAGAAGGCUCGGAAGAUGGGGAGAUUAAUGGAGAAGGCGGCGGCGAUCGCGUCCAAGAGGUAUAUGGAAGCCGCCAUGAACUCCGCCACCGCUUCCAUGAAAUCGGCCUGGAAGACGAUUUCGUCUAAUAAGGUUCAUCCUUCUUGAAGCCGCCUCACCUCACAUAUAUCUCUCUCAUAAUUAUUACUUGCUUUUCAUUUCUUGGAGAAUUGAAAUAUCUGAAACUUGGAACACCAAUCUACAAUUUCAACAUGUACUCUGCUUUCGAAAAGGAAAAUUAAAUGCAUAAGUAACUACAAGUUCAUACA
Messenger RNA from Momordica charantia (bitter melon), 754 nucleotides. RefSeq names its product maternal effect embryo arrest 9 (gene MEE9). NCBI's taxonomy places the organism in Eukaryota, Viridiplantae, Streptophyta, Magnoliopsida, Cucurbitales, Cucurbitaceae. The record is from RefSeq and is a predicted model, not a curated record.